Alternaria rosae is the source of this 1279-nucleotide messenger RNA. RefSeq lists its product as uncharacterized. The transcript has 2 exons. Lineage: Eukaryota; Fungi; Ascomycota; Dothideomycetes; Pleosporales; Pleosporaceae. The record is from RefSeq and is a predicted model, not a curated record. Bases 427 to 1026 code for a protein of 199 amino acids.
GCUGACCUGAUGCGGCGGAUGCCACCGCAUAUGCCCCGAUGCCGCGGUCCGAAGAGCAUCUCUUGCAAGGUUCCGUUAUUACCACAACACGUAACCAACGGCAUGACGGCACAACGACAAGGUUUUCUGCAAAGGCGCGAGGCUGGCUUGAAUUUAGAACUCGCCGCCGCAGAAAAGCGGAUAUCGGAGCAUGCCAUGCGACAUCAGAUGAUAGCAGUCUAUCUCUCUGCGUUCAUGCAAAUAAGGAUCAACACGAUUGAACAGGAGGAAAACGAGAGGAACAAAGCCAGAGGGAUACUUACAAGCACGGCUGCACAGUCGGCUGCCUCUCUGUUCAUGUGAUGUAAGAUUGGAGCCUGACACUUUGACAGGAACUUAGUCUGGUCACAUUACAAUAAAAAGGGAGAAUGGGAUGAAAGGAAAGCGAUGUGUGCUCGCGGCUUACUCAGAGGAGGUGCAUUCAAUCAAGUCACUCAGAGCUAUGCGCGGGUAGCAUGCCUCUACCUUGCCACUCUAAUACAAGCCCGACUACUACGGGAACUGCGUGAUUUGAUAUACGACUGCAUCUGGGACGAGGACUAUCUCGGGCUAACAUCGGGCCACAUGUCUCUCGCAUCGAGUGGUAUCUACCUCUGGACAAAACCUCAUCUUCAUCCCAGGGUGGGCCGUAGUACCAAACCCAUCGUCAUAGACCCUGCAUACGUUGACCCGGACAGGGCCCAAGAAGCUCUGGAGCGCUAUUACCGCGCUUCCCCACACCGCAAGGAUGCUUUCUUAGUCGGGUAUUCCGAGCGCUUGCAUACGCUGCUUCACGAUGAUGUAUUCAACCUCAGUGUACUGUCAACAGAGCAUCUACGAGCAAUGGAUUUGCAUCUUACGCAAGACCAAUUUAAACGGGAUACACCGGCAGAAAUCAACGAAGCCAUGUUAAGCACAACGUUCACCCAGCUCACCAAGGGUAUCCUCCGGAAGAAAGACUUCAAACUGCGUAUCACAAUCAUACAAACAGAAAUCCGACUCAAGUAAUGGCACCUACUAUUCCGCAUUCUAGUCCCUUUAUAUCAUGCCUUUCGAGUGGAAGGAGCGGAAGUCAGUGUAUCUUGGGCUUGCACAAGGACGAAGGAUUCGAUGAUUGGGUGCGUGUAUUCGCUUGAUGAGAUCAUUAGGGCGUGGACUCCGUAUCCAGAUUGGGAGAAAAAGGCUAUUGAGUUUCUGCACGGGGAGAGCGAGUUCCCAGAGUGGAAAAGGAAGCACCGUAAUGAGGACGAAGAGGAAGAUG